UUCGUCAUCGCCGACCAAAACUAGAACACAAACUUUCGCUUCAACCGUCACUACCCCACCGAUACUCCUUUCCUCAACCUCCGAUUUACAGAUCUUAACAAAUCCCCAAUUUUUCAUUCUACUAAAUGACAACACCCACCUGAAAACAAGUAGAAAUGCAAUCCUUUUUCGUCUUCUUCAUCACCUUUCUUUCAAUUUGGGGAAAUAAUUUCAUAAAACACUGCUAUGCAAGCGUCUUCACCUUAAAGAUGCACCACCGUUUCUCGGAGCCGGUGCGAAAGUGGUCGGAAAGCAUUAACAAACUCUCCACUACCGAUUUCCCUUCCAAAGGUAGCGUCGAGUUCUAUUCUCAGUUGGCCGACCACGACAGGUUAUUCCGAGGCCGGGGACUUUCAGAUUCCGGCGAACAACAGCUCACUUUCGUAGAUGGGAAUUCCAGUUUACGCAUCAAAUCGUUGGGAUAUUUGCAUUACACAACGGUUUCUCUAGGGACACCAGGCCAGAAGUUUUUGGUGGCGCUUGAUACCGGAAGUGAUCUAUUUUGGGUGCCAUGUGAGUGCAGCAGAUGUGCCUCCAUUGAUAACACACCUUAUAGCUCUAAAUUUAACAUGAGCAUAUACAACCCAAAGGAAUCAUCAACUAGCAAAAAAGUAACUUGCAACCACAGAAUGUGCACUGCCAGCUGUCCUGGAAGUGGCACAGUCAGCACUUGCCCUUAUUCAUCUUCUUACAUCUCCUCUCAAACUUCAACUUCUGGAAUCUUGAUGGAGGAUUUCCUUCACCUAGAAACAGAUGAUAUUAAUGAACAAAUUGUCAAUGCAUUUAUCACUUUCGGAUGUGGACAAGUUCAAAGUGGUUCAUUUCUACACAUUGCAGCUCCAAAUGGUCUAUUUGGGCUUGGAAUGGAGAAAAUAUCAGUUCCUAGUUUGUUAGCAAGAGAAGGAUACAUUGCAAAUUCUUUUUCCAUGUGUUUUGCACAUGAUGGAAGUGGUAGGAUUAGUUUUGGUGAUAAAGGUAGCAUUCAUCAACAAGAGACACCGUUUAGUUUUGAUGCAUCACACCCGACAUAUACAAUCACAGCAACACAACUUCGUGUUGGUGAAUCUCUUAUAAACUCAAGUUUCAGUGCCCUUUUUGAUUCGGGCACCUCCUUCACAUAUCUUGUUGACCCACAUUACACAAGGUUGACCAAAAUGUUUCACGCACAAACUAAAGAUUCACGAAGGCUAACUGAUAAAAAGAUUCCUUUUGAAUAUUGUUAUGCUAUGAGUCCUAAUGCAAACACUAGUCUACUCCCGGAUGUUACUUUGACCAUGAAAGGCGAAGGUCAAUUUUUUAUCUACAAUCCCGUAAUUGUCCUCCCGACUCAUCCGGAAGUUAUAUAUUGUCUAGCUGUUAUCAAGAAUGAAGAAAUGAGCAUCAUUGGACAAAAUUUCAUGACUGGCUACCGAAUCGUAUUUGAUAGAGAGAAACUUGUUCUUGGGUGGAAGAAGUCGAGUUGUUAUGACAUUGAUAACUCAAAUGCUUACUCAUCAAAGCCGUUAAACAGUGAGAUUAUUCCUCAUGCUGUUGCUGCUGGAUUUGAAAGUGAAGGGAAUAAUAGAACAAGAGCUCGAAGCUCUAACGCAUCAUUUCUUCAUGCAAAUUUUUGUUUUUUGACUUUCACAAAGGCAGUGAGUGAUGCUGCAUCAAAUGACAAAAAGGUCCCUGCAGCACUACUAAGGAUGCACUUCCACGACUGUUUCAUAAGGGGUUGUGACGCUUCUGUUUUGCUGGAUUCCAAGGGCAAAAACACCGCUGAAAAAGAUGGCCCACCUAAUGUUUCUUUGCAUGCAUUUUAUGUAAUCGACAAUGCUAAAAAAGCAGUUGAAUCCGCAUGCCCAGGAAUAGUUUCGUGUGCUGAUAUCUUAGCUCUAGCAGCAAGAGAUUCAGUUGUGCUUUCUGGAGGACCAUCUUGGGAUGUGCCAAAAGGAAGAAAAGAUGGAAGAACAUCGAAGGCUAGUGAAACUAUACAACUCCCGGCUCCUACAUUCAACAUAUCUCAACUUCAAAAAAGCUUCGCUCAGAGAGGUCUAUCCCUAGAAGACCUAGUUGCCCUUUCAGGUGGGCAUACUCUUGGUUUCUCGCAUUGUUCAUCAUUCAAAAAUAGGAUCCACAACUUCAACUCCACAACAGAUAUUGACCCUUCACUCCAGCCUUCAUUUGCUGCAAGUUUAAAAAGUGUUUGCCCAGUUAAAAAUGCAAAGAAUGCAGGAGUUCCAAUGGAUCCUUCUUCUACAAGUUUUGAUAAUACAUACUACAAACUCCUCUUUCAGCAAAAGGCUUUAUUUUCUUCGGACAAAGCUUUGCUUGAUUUCCCUAAAACUAAAAAUUUGGCAUCUAAGUUUGCAAGCUCAAAAGAUGCGUUCACAAAGGCGUUUAUAAAGUCAAUGAUUAAGAUGAGUAGUAUUACAGGUGGUCAGGAGGUUAGAAAGAACUGUAAGGUGGUAAACUAGAUUGCAUACGAAGAUUUAUAUGUACUUUUGUGUGGUGAGAUAAGUUUAUAAGAUAAAGGGGAAGCCCAGUGCACC
This is a messenger RNA of Lactuca virosa, 2570 nucleotides long. The record is from the annotation of a GenBank genome assembly. NCBI's taxonomy places the organism in Eukaryota, Viridiplantae, Streptophyta, Magnoliopsida, Asterales, Asteraceae.